Molecule: messenger RNA, 2607 nt
Organism: Acanthisitta chloris (rifleman)
Lineage: Eukaryota; Metazoa; Chordata; Aves; Passeriformes; Acanthisittidae
Gene: DCAF5
Product: DDB1 and CUL4 associated factor 5
Exons: 9
Coding region: 25-2607 (860 amino acids)
Biological process (GO): negative regulation of fatty acid biosynthetic process
Cellular component (GO): Cul4-RING E3 ubiquitin ligase complex; cytoplasm
Molecular function (GO): protein binding
Source: RefSeq, a predicted model, not a curated record
GACCGCCGGGUCUUGCUUUGGCAUAUGGAAGAGGCCAUCCACUCAAGAGUCAAACCUGUUCAGCUGAAAGGGGAGCAUCACUCUAAUAUCUUCUGCCUGGCUUUCAACAGCGGCAAUACAAAAGUGUUCUCUGGAGGCAACGAUGAGCAAGUUAUACUCCAUGAUGUUGAAAGCACUGAGACCUUGGAUGUGUUUGCCCACGAAGAUGCAGUGUAUGGCCUCUCAGUGAGCCCAGUAAAUGACAACAUCUUUGCCAGUUCCUCAGAUGAUGGUCGGGUUCUUAUUUGGGACAUCCGAGAGUCUUCCCAUGGAGAGCCCUUCUGCUUGGCACACUACCCAUCAGCCUUUCACAGUGUGAUGUUUAAUCCAGUAGAACCCAGAUUACUGGCUACUGCCAACUCUAAGGAAGGUGUAGGACUCUGGGAUAUUCGUAAACCUCAGAGUUCACUGCUCCGCUAUGGUGGAAACCUCUCCCUUCAGAGUGCCAUGAGUGUCAGGUUCAACAGUAACGGGACUCAGCUGCUGGCACUGCGGCGGCGCCUGCCCCCAGUCCUCUAUGACAUCCACUGCCGCCUGCCUGUCUUCCAGUUUGACAACCAAGGCUACUUCAACUCAUGUACUAUGAAGAGCUGCUGUUUUGCAGGUGAUCGUGACCAGUACAUCCUUUCUGGCUCUGAUGACUUCAAUUUGUAUAUGUGGAGGAUUCCUCCAGAUCCAGAAGCAGGUGGCAUUGGCAGGGUCGUCAAUGGUGCUUUCAUGGUAUUGAAAGGUCAUCGGUCAAUUGUAAACCAAGUCCGGUUUAAUCCUCACACUUACAUGAUCUGUUCUUCUGGUGUUGAAAAGAUUAUAAAGAUCUGGAGUCCCUACAAGCAGCCUGACUGCACAGGGGACCUGGAUGGUAGAAUUGAGGAUGAUUCACGUUGCCUCUACACUCAUGAAGAGUACAUCAGUCUUGUGUUGAACAGUGGCAGUGGUUUGUCCCACGAUUAUGCCAACCAGUCAGUCCAAGAAGAUCCACGAAUGAUGGCCUUUUUUGACUCUCUGGUGCGCAGGGAGAUCGAGGGCUGGAGUUCUGAUUCGGACAGCGACCUCAGUGAGAGCACAAUCCUGCAGCUCCAUGCAGGAGUAAGUGAACGCUCUGCUUACAGUGAGUCGGAGUCCUCCACCUCUUUGCAUCACUCCCCACCACAUGUGGCUGAAGAGUCUGAUGAAACUGCCUAUAACUUAAGGGCCUUAAGAUCAACUGCAUCCCCCUCAGCCAGAGAAGACGUGGCUUCCCGUCAGCAGAGGCUCUCUGCACUGAGGAAGUAUCAGGACAAACGUCUCCUGGCCCUUUCCAAUGAGUCUGACUCUGAUGACAAUACCUGUGAGGCAGAACUGGACACAGACCUUUUCCCACGGCCACCGUCCCCGAGCCCCGAGGAGAACGAAUCCAGCAGUUCCAGCAGCAGCAGCAGUACGGAAGAUGAAGAGGAACUGAAUGAAAGACGCACAUCAAUGAGGCAACGCAACGCGCUGAGGCGCCGACAGAAGGUGCAGAAGGAGGAAAGGACUAGCACUAACACGGAGAAUGUAACCCCCUACAUAGGUGAGGACAUCUAUGAUUACCCCCAGAUCAAAGUAGAUGAUCUUUCUUCUUCUCCAGCUUCUUCACCAGAAAGGAGUUCAGCCAACAAAGAAGUUCUCAGAGAAAGGACAUCCCCUCGUUCAGACAGUGAAUCGGUGGAGAGAAAGAUUUAUAAAGCUUACAAAUGGCUUCAUUAUUCUUACAUAUCCUAUUCAACUAGUAAAGAUGGUGAGUCCUCCAGGGGAGAUGGAGAGAAUGACGAAGGGAAACCAGGAACCAGUGGACGGCACAGUACAGCAUGCUCAGUGACUAAGGAAGAUGCUAGGAACUUAAGUUCAGUAGCUCCUCAAGGUUCCUCAGCUCUUUCUGCUGAAAGCCACAACAGAGAAACUUUAAAAGAAUGUGGCAUGAUAGAAAAUUCUAGUAAUGGUCAAGGUCAUGAAUGUGACAAUCAGCGGUGGAUGGAGGGUCAAGAAAACACAUCUGAAGACACUAGCAGUGGAGGUAUAGAGCAUUCUUUUGAGACUAAAACGCUUAAUGGAAAAGCUAACUGCAAAGGGCUCAACAGUUGUACUGAAGAACCUUCAUCCAGCCAUCACUCACUGGUCCCUCCGUUCUCUGCUGUCGCCAUCUGUAGCAUGUCAGGUCACUGCUCCAGAAACCAGACUGAUGGCAGUGAGGAGAGGAACCUCGACACCUCCUGUGUUAACCACAAUAAUGGCCACUUGCAUCUUCACCCGUCAUGCUUCAACAACGGACAGAGUUUUGGAGAGCAGGAGACUGUGACGCAAGGACUACAGGUGCACUCAAACGCUGAUAAUGGCAACCUUGUACAGGUGGGUGUGACCUUGCACAAAGACUGCUGCCUGUCUGAAAUGGACUCCAACAGCUACAAUGUGAGCACAAGAGAGGACACUGCUGACCUGCAUCCUGUGGGCAGUGAGAGCACUCAAUCUCUUGGAGGACUGAAAAGACACAGAGCGGAGUUGGAAGAUGCAGAUUCAGAGAGUUCAUCCUUAGAAAAGAAGUUAAAAACAUGA